Molecule: messenger RNA, 2313 nt
Organism: Rotaria sp. Silwood2
Lineage: Eukaryota; Metazoa; Rotifera; Eurotatoria; Philodinida; Philodinidae
Source: the annotation of a GenBank genome assembly
AUGUAUUCCAUACCACCUAGAAAACCUCGUGCACUUAUGCGUGAACGUCUUGAAACAGAAAGCGUCAAUGCUCAAUGUCAAAAAUGUUUAGAAAAAGGUCAUUGGACAUAUCAAUGUACACGUAAAAGAAAAUAUGUUGAAAGGCCAUCACGUACACAGCUACUUGAGAAACGUAUAAAAAAAUUACAAAAAAAUCAACAAGAUGAAGAAAAAAAUGCUAAUGAAGCGAAAAAAAAACAAAUAAUGGAUCAAUUACAAACAAUUAAAUUUGAUAAAAAUAAAAAUACUAAUGAUAAGGACAAUGAUGGAAAUUCAUCUGAUUCAAGUUCAAGCAGUUCGUCAUCAUCAUCAUCGUCGUCGUCAUCAUCUAGCAAAUCUUCGACUAGCGGUAGUCAUAAAAGCAGUAGUGACAGCAGCAGUAACGAUUCCAGUGAUGAUGAAAGUAAAUCAUCAUCAUCAGAUACGAAUCACGAAUCACCAAAAAAGAAAGUUAAAACUGACAAAUCUGCAACAAAAAUUCAAGCUGCAUUUCGUAAUCAUCAAGCUCGACUUAGAUUAAAAAAACAAGCAGCAUGGCAAAUACAUGAAAAACUUGAAUAUUCUAGUGAACAAACUGAAGCCAAACUUAAAGAUAUGUUUGAAAAAUUACUCAAAGCAUCCGAUUUACUUUCACCAUCUGUUGCAAAAUUACUUCAUAAAGCUGGAUUACCUGUAGAAGAAAAAGAACUUCUACGAUUAACAAAUCCUGAUAAUGUUAUUGUUGAAACUAGCUAUCAAGGACCACGUAUCGAAGGCCCAAUUACAAGAAAGACAUUUGUAGAUUUGAUUGAAGCUUUUCAACAUGGACAAGUUUUACAUGAAAAAUAUGUCUGUCAAAUUCUUCAUCAAGCACGUGCUAUACUUAAGAGUUUACCAAAUUUUAAUCAUAUUGAUUUAUCUAAUUUACAUCAUAUAUACAUCAUUGGUGAUCUCCAUGGACAAUUAGCUGAUUUAUUACAUAUAUUUAAUGCGAAUGGACUACCUGCAAUUGAUAAUCCAUAUAUAUUCAAUGGAGAUUUUGUUGAUCGAGGUCCAAAUUCAGUUGAAGUUUUUCUUUUACUUAUGGUUGCAUUGAUAUAUUGUCCAAGUUCCGUCUUUCUUAAUCGAGGUAAUCAUGAAGAUAUAAUGGUCACAGUUCGAUAUGGUUUUCAAAAUGAAGUUAAUAAAAAAUAUCCGACACGUAAAACACCAUUACUUGAUCUAUUUAAAGAUAUAUUUAGUUGGCUACCACUUUAUUCAUAUGUUGAUGCGGGAAAAUCUAAACUUAUGAUAGUGCAUGGAGGAAUAUCUGAUCGAAUUAAUUUAAAAAAAAUAAAUACUCUUACAAGAAGUCGAUAUAUUUCAAUUGAAGUACCACCAGAAUCUCAAAGUGGUGGUAAACGAUUGACUGCUGAUGAAGAUAAUGAAUAUCGUCAAAUACAAGAUUUAUUUUGGAGUGAUCCAGAUCCUCAUAAUCGCAAAGGUUGUCGAAAAAAUGAUGCAAGAAAUAUGGCUUGUUUUUUUGGUUCAGAUAUAACAGAACAAUUUCUUAAGAAAUAUAAUCUUUCAAUGCUUAUACGUUCGCAUCAAGUCAAAGAAGAGGGUUAUGAAUUCGCACAUGAUCGCAAAGUUUUAACUGUUUUUAGUGCAUCAAAUUAUUGUAAUGGAUCCAAUUGGGGUGCAAUUGUACGAUGGGAUUAUAAUGAACAAGAGCCAUGGUUAAUUUCAUAUAAAACUGAACCAGUUGAAAUGGAAAAAUUAAGUUUUAAUAAACAAGUAACAUUAUUCGAAGAUCCAGCUUAUCAAUCAUUAUUAGAAAAAAUCAUGACAAAUAAAAGUUUACUUCAAAAAGAAUUUGAAAAAGCGGAUAAAAAUCAAACUAAUCAUUUACCAUUGACAGUUUGGUCUGAGAUUAUGACGAAUAUACUUCAAAUUGAUUUACCUUGGCUUACAUUACGUUCAAAACUUGUACAAGAAGAUACACAAGGAAUUCUUUAUAAUACUAUGUUUGAUGGAUUAACUUUAGAUAAUACGAAAUUUCAAAUGUCUAAUCUCGGUAUUAUGGAAGAUUUAUACAUGUGGAAAGAUAUGCUUAUGUUAUUAUUUAAUUUAAUAGAUUUCAAUCAUUCAGGUUUUAUAAGUCGUAAUGAAUUUUCUGAUUGUGUUAAACUUUUACUCUAUGGUGAAAAUGGUAAUGGUGAUGUAAAUGAAGCAUAUAUUGAGGAACUUAGUUCUGCUAUGGAUUUGGAUAAAAAUGGAAAAAUUGAUAUUAAUGAAUUUCUUGGUAAGAUAUAA